Molecule: messenger RNA, 624 nt
Organism: Plasmodium inui San Antonio 1
Lineage: Eukaryota; Apicomplexa; Aconoidasida; Haemosporida; Plasmodiidae
Exons: 2
Coding region: 1-624 (207 amino acids)
Source: RefSeq, a predicted model, not a curated record
AUGAGGAACAUCGAAAGAGGCGACCAGGUCCUGAUGGAAGAAUUAAUAGAUUCCGUAACUGGAGCCUCCGUAUACGAUCUAUUCGAAGAAUAUGGGAAAAAGCAAAUUCAUCCCCAUUGUGACAACUGUUUUAUAAAUGACCGUAACGGGGAACCGAAGAAAAUAACAGAAUGUGUACUAUGCCUUACAGGCAUAUUGGGAAAGUGGAAAGGACUCACCUGGGAGCAGUGGAAGAAAGACACAAAAUACGAAAAAAAAGGAGACGAAUUGGAACUCUGGAAGGAUCUCGAUAGUUGGGCAUAUCUAUUAAUGUCUAAAGACGAGACAUUAAGGGCUUCCUGGGAGGGGAACAUGCAGUAUUUAUGGAAUAAGGUGAUUCGAGGUAUAGCCAAGGAGAUACCAAAUAGGGAGCGAAGAAGAAGAAACCUAGGGAUACCUGUCAGCAAAGAGGAAGCCCUAAUUAAGUUAACCCAUGGAUGGACGAAUGCAUUUAUAGAAGAGACCAAAAGCAGGAAAUUAUCGACAUCUGAAGUAAUAUGUACUGUGCUUAGUAGGAUGGGAUGGAUGCCCCCAAGAGGGAAAAUGCACGACAUGUGUUCAAGCAUAACUGGUAAGGAGGGAUAA